Messenger RNA from Nomia melanderi (Alkali bee), 2092 nucleotides. RefSeq names its product protein dpy-30 homolog. The record is from RefSeq and is a predicted model, not a curated record. NCBI's taxonomy places the organism in Eukaryota, Metazoa, Arthropoda, Insecta, Hymenoptera, Halictidae. Gene Ontology annotation, cellular component: Set1C/COMPASS complex.
CGCGUUUGGUAAUAUUUGAAUAGUGCUCGUGCAGUGAUAAGUCUUCGUAGUUGGUAGUAUCAUUUGUUUGCACGAUGGCGUCCGGCGGUGAAAAUACGACGGAGGAAAGAACCGAGCCAUCAACGCCCGCACAACCCCUCACCAAUGUCGUGAGCGAAACAGCGCAAAGGAUACUAGCAAUGAAUAAGGAUUCUGAUUUGACUGGUGUAGCACCAAAGAAGUCGCGCGUCGAAGUGCAAUCUUUACCAACCAGGCAAUAUUUAGACCAAACGGUAGUACCAAUCUUGCUACAAGCACUGUCCAGUUUAGCGAAGGAAAGACCUGCUGAUCCCAUUAGCUUUCUAGCUGGUUACUUGCUAAGGAACAAGAGCCAAUAUGACAAUGGUGAAUCUCCGCCAACUAGUUAAUGAACUGCCUCAACAUUUAUAAGUAUGCGGUGAACGUCAAGGAAUCAAUUUCAAACAUUUACCGACUAUUUCUAGGAAAAUAUUCAAGUUUGGCAAGGCGUAUUUGUGUAAUUUCAAAUUACGUAAAAAUGUACUAGCUUAUCUUGUGACCCAUUUUAGAGGUUAACUAACAAACUUAGAGCAAAUGUAUUGAGUUUUCUUAAAUGUUCAUUUAUAUGCUUGUUUGAUUUUUAUUCAUUGAUAAUGUGCGGAAAUUAUUGUUCUUGUUAAUGUGUUCAAUAUUUAUCAUGACCAAUCUAUAAAAUAAUCCCCCCGGCGAAAACCUUUGCAUCAAGUUAUUCCCGUGAAACAGCGCCAACUAUUUGUACAUCCAACCGCGAAAAACGAAAACGAUCGUUAUUGUUAUCACCGGUUCAAUAAAUCGUAAUGAGUUCUCCGUGUUCGCGAUGAUUUUAAUUGGAAUGGAGAUUUAAUUGGACACAAUUAAAUGUAAUUGUCCAAUGAAUCCGUGCGAAAUUUAUUUUACGGUCCGAUGAUGUCAGCGAUUUGCACGGAAAACUUAAUGUCCAAACACGUAUAUUUUAAAAUUUGUUUAGAAUCGCGAAGGUUAUGAUGGGUGUAAAUUUUAGCGCGCUGCGGGAUAAUCGUGACCGGAUGUAAGUUUGGUUGCUGGUUCGUUUCCUGCAGUGUCUCGUGUUAAUGGUUUAACUGUCGCAACAAGGUCGUAACGAACCAGAAGAAAGAAAAUUCGCGUGGACACAGAUAACGCCGUACAAAACGACGACAACGACGAGAUAUCGAGGUAAUUUCGUGGUGAACAAUUCGCGCGGCAACAUCAUCGUACCAAGUCCAAUUAACGAGGUGGGAUACUAUCCGAGUUUCCCGUAUAUCACCUCGGUUCCUUGAUACCAUUGCACUGUGCAUUCACCAGGCUCCCGCAGUUGGUUUUAUUUUCCACCUGGACUACCGGGUUUAAGACAGACCUUCCGAAGUAAAUAAAGAAAUAUCAUUUUUUAAUUUCAUUAAAUGAAAACUCCGUGCGACAGUAAACAUUGUCCCAUUAAACAAAUUGGCGGAUGGGUUGACAGAUGGCUCCACGGUAUUUUUUUAAGGACAUUAUUUACAUAAGCGAAAUUGGAAAGUAAUAUUUUUAAGUAAAGGACACACGCAAAACUUACGAGUUGGGUGCGUCGAAUUUAUACCUUAUGUUCGAAUUUUAUGAUCAUUGUAAGCGAUGAUCAAUAAUAUCAAAUUGAAUUUACAUGAAAAUCUAGUGUUGUCUAGAAAUUAAAUCCUUGAGAUAUGUGAAUGUAAACAACCGCAUAAUAUUUUUCUUCUCAGUCUUUUGUAUUCGAUUUUCAAUCUGCAGAACGAUAUACCAUGUUUGUCGUUUAUACAAAAGAAUUAUAUAAAAAUAAAUUUAUACUAAGAUACAAUCGUGUCUAGAGUUUACAUUUUUAAUAUAAGUAGCUAAUGUAUUUACACUUUUAAUGUAAGUAGGUAAUUAUAGUGUCACAAGGAAGUAUGCAUAAUCUGAUCGAUUGUGGUAUUCUAUUAAGAAAUUAUUAAAUAACAUAAGAAAUAAUUCUGUUUUUAUAAAUCUGGAGAGUGCACGCCUAUAAACUUAUUUCUUGAAACAACAAUUUGUCGUUACUAUCAACGCCGGCAGUAAUACAUCUAUCUUA